ACAGCGAGGAACCGGAUGAGGACUAGAUUCGCAGAGGUGCGUGGAGCGUGAGGAUGCCACAGUGAUCCACUAGACUGACGUCUCUCCGGUAGCGCAGACGAACACCGCAGCCCGGUUAUUUUGUACAGACUUAAGCACAGCCGAGCAGUCGACAGUCUCUCCUGCAGAGAGAGGGAGAGAGAGAGAGAGAGAGAGGGGCUGAAAAAAAGAACUUCAUCAACGACAAGCUGUAGUUUUGCAGCAUGUUCCACCUUCGGCAAUCUCCGUUUAAACCCACUCGCCCAGCAACUGUUUGAUUUUGCUGGUGUGUUGGCAUUUUGUAUUUCUGGGGAAACAUUCGCCUUUUUCCUCCUUUCGGCUGAUGUAAAAAAAGCAACCUCUCUAAAUUGGAAUGAUGUGGACCUCUCACGAUUCUGUUGGAUUUGUUUUCUUUGCCGGAUUCUGUGUGCAAUUGGGAUUCUCCUUCGAAGGUCGCUUCACAGAUCUGCCCUCCAACAUGACGGUUAAAGAGGGGCAAAACAUAGAAAUGGCGUGCGCUUUCCAGAGCGGAACCACGUCCGUGUAUUUGGAGAUCCAGUGGUGGUUCGUGAAAGCGCCGGAACCCACUGACAGCGAGGAGGAGGUCGAUGCUGAAGAGAUGGAGAUGAUACCAGAUCCUGAUCCCUAUGACGAGGGCACAAAAAUAAGUACAGUGAAAGUCCAGGGCAACGACAUCUCACACAAGCUACAGAUCUCCAGAGUCGUUAAAAGUGACGAAGGACUCUACGAGUGCCGGGUGACACGAGCUAACUACGGAGAGAUUUUGGAGUACAAAGUCCAAGCCUGGCUGAAGGUCAACGCCACGGCCAGACCACGACGGCCACUGGUGCCUCCCAAGAAAAGCUCCCCGCUGCACCUGACGGACAAGAAGCCGAGAAAGUCCAGCUCACCUCUGGGCCAGGACAGCAUGAGCUCAGACCAGAGGGUGGCCUCCACCUCCACCUCUCACACGUCCUCCAACACAGCUGAACACAACACCGGCUCAGGUACAAGAAUAUCAACCAACUGUGGACUGGCCGUCCUCCUCCUGGCGUGUGGUUUGGGGAGGGAUGCCUUGUUAUAAUUUGAAGAACUGACAUGGGUCCCUGAUCUGAUCUCGCUCUCGUUCUGUUUGCUCUCAAAGUGAACAAGAAAAUCACCCCCUAGUCCCCCCCCCAAACACACACACGCACCAUGCGGACAGCACAGUUGGCCGUCAUUUCCCUGCCACUACCGCUCUUUGCUCCCAGCACAUUGCUGAUAGCCACUGUAAACACCGGUCACCUCUAAACCCCUUGGAAUACCUUUUGUACAGACGGCGACUCGAUACCAUCUGAGGUGCAGCGCUCCAGUGUGAAAAACGAACUCUGUAGCUUGUCGGAUAACUCUCAUGGAAGAAUGACAUUCCUCAUGUUUUCCCUGUUCCAGUUUCAUGUGUUUAUUGCUCAAAAGUGAACAAGAAAAAAAGAGGAGAAUCUAUAUUUGUGUAAUAUAUAUGAUUCUAGAUAUAUAUAUGUUUUCUUCAAAACACCUAGAAUUACUGGAUGUGCUGUAUACAUAGCUCAAACUCACCUUAUUGGCCAUGGAACUCCAUUGUGAAUAGGCCCCGAAAGAAACAAAAUAAAUUAAAGUACACUUCAAUUUAGACUGUUAACAUUAACCAUGUGGUUAAAAAAGCGUUUAAAUUCUCACUUUUCUUCAGCUGUAUUGGCCAUUGAAAUGAUCUAAUGUGCAUACUUUUACAUCUUGUUAGUGAUACGUAUACAGGUGUGCAUGCUUAUUGACCUUAAAAGAGGAGAACAUAAGUUAUUUGAGCUACGUAAGUCAACACUUGGGAGUUCAGUGUUACAGUUUGUUGAAUUUAGCUUUAUUUUAAUGUGCUAGCUUUGGUGUGAUAAAUAAAUUGUCCCCUGUCAUCUUAAUUUGUAUCGCAUCCUCAGUAGGAAUAAAAAGGAUGUCACAAUUUAUGCGUCAUUGGAAAAUCCUGAUAUAUGACCGUUGGAUGAUUAAUUUUAAUUGACCUGCACCAUUUUCACACGGCAGGCUUCAGUUGCUGUGCACCUCCCCGGUAUGUCUCAUCACUACAGAGGGUGAAUGAGAGUUUACCCACUUUGGAUCACGGGUAUUGCUCGUUUGUAUUGUUUUUUGACGCCAGCACACAAACACACACAUUUUGCAGGUAGAGGUUUGAGUGUCUGGGUGAGUUGAGAUGCAGUGCAACACAGAAAGUCGACUUGUCAUCAACACUGUAUAUGAGCCAUGUUUGGAAGAAAUUAGUUAGUUUUCUUAAUCUUCUCUCUUAUAUCUUACAGUAAUAUAUUUUUAGCUUUAUUUUCAGAUGAUAUUUCAUAGAGAUUUUUAUCCACGCAGAGCAUUUAUAAGCAAAACGCUUUGACAAUCUGACACAAACAGACAAAGGUGUUGUUUUUUUCAUAGUGUAACAACAGAUACAGUAUAAGCUGAAAUAAAUAUAAUGGUAAUAUUUUGUUAACUUUUGAGCUGAAAAGACACUUGAGCACCAUCAGAAACACACACAUGCUCAAAUUCAAACUGAAAUAUGUAUGAAUAACGGAGUAGCUGAUUUAUAACUCAAGAAUCAUAAUGUAAGUGAAUGUUAUCGACUGUGAGUGUCAUGCUGCCUGAGAGCAGCAGUUGUCCUGCAAUAAGAUCAAUAUUUUAUUUUGGUAGACCCUGAAGCACAUGCUAAUGUUCUGCUCAGUUAACAGCUAAAAUGUGCGCUGAAUUAAAGUAACAUGAAGCAUGAUUAUGUAGUUCCUCAUACGUUCCUCAUGGUGUACGGUAUAAUCGAACAUUCAUACAUAACAUACAGAUGUAAUUGCUAAUGAUUACUGUGUGCUGUGUGUUCUCAAAAAGCAACAUUCACCUCCCCUCAAGCUUUUAUUCCGCUUUGCAGACAAAGCAUAAAUCCCCCCCCCCCGUAUAGUUGCACUGCACUCCCAAAGAACUGUGGAGGGAAACUUGUUGAUUCAGCACCGGCAUUCAAAGGCUGUUGGAGUGCUUAGUCAUGCUCUGGGAUGAGACCCGAGACAUCUAGUGAUCAGCAGCUUCCAGGCUGGGUACGAGAUGUGAGGGCGACAGAGGGCGACCCCGUCUAAUUCCUCAAGUUCCAAAUAGCUUCAGGGUGAAUUUGGACAGGUAUUCUAGCAUCACUGUCACAUAGUACAUGCCAAUCGAUUGCUGUGUUUUGAAAUGACAUGUUAUGUACAAUGAUUCAGAACAUUUAGUUUGCAGAAAGAAAAGAAUCCACUUCAUUUUAAGGUAGAACAGGAUUUGGAUGUUGAUUCUGUUGGAAAUGUGCCCGAGCACUUUGGAGAGUGUGCACUGUUUGAGAGGACAGUUUGUCCAACCCUCAUGUAAAAAGUUACAGAUCUGUAAAACUUGUAAAUGAAAUAAUCAGCAUGUUAACAUUUUCUUUCUUUUCUUCAAACAUCCAUUUAAAAAGGCAGACGCCAGUGAUGUUCUGUACUUGUAACAAUGGUGUCAUGUACUCAUAUUCAAGUGUUAACAAGUCCAAAGUGGGUUUUCAUCUCCUCAAAAUGAACUUGGGUAAAAUGUAUGACUAAAAAAAAUUAAAAGUUCUAUAUAUAGUUAUGAUUAUUAGAAACAUCUCCUUUAUAAGGCUUUCAUCCUAAUCUAGGGGACUCACUUGACUGUGGGUCCUUGCAACAUAUUAAAUAACAAAGAAGGGGAUUGGAACGAUGAUUGAUUUGAUAUUGUGAUUGGAUUAAUUCUAAAAUGUAGUUGUUCCGAUACCAUUUUUCCUCCCUGAUACCAAUUCCAACAUCUGAACUUGCGAUUCGAUAACAGUGCUUUAAAAACUACAAAUGAUUAUUAUUAUUAUUAUCAUUAUUAAACAGCUGUAUACUACUAACCCUCCAUGGAUGUGAUAUGAUUGCUAUCAUUUUUGGAGAGACUAAACACAUAGAACUUUGUUUUAUCAUCUAGUUUGACAGAUUGACAAAUGGCUGACAUUUUGCUAGCUGUGGCUGACGAUACACUGUAGUCCGAUCGGGAGGCAUCGGAUGUGCGUCUCUCAACAGAGAUGAGAAAGAAGCAAGGUAUCCUAUGAAAAGUUACUCAUUUUUUGUGCGUUUUCCAGGGAAAGUCAGCAACUCGUGUCACUUGUUACAUGCAUCCGGUCUUUUCAAAAUAAACGUCUGUCUUCACAGGCAACUCGGUUAGGUUAAGGCAACAAAAAAGAUUGCCGUUGAGGUUAAAAUAACUACGGAAGUGCUGUUACUGAAGUACGGAAGUUAAGUGCCAAAAACAUCAAUGGUGACUUUUCGUUUCACAUGGGGAACUAACUGCUGGCUCCUGGCUGAAAGAUCUGUGUUUAUUAGACCCACCCACCUUUACCGCUGCCUUCCAGCCCUCCCUGUGUGCUUUAACGGUCUUUAUACUUCCUCAUUCAUGAUUACGUAGAUAACAUACUCAAUCAUUUUAUGGGAUAUCUGCAAAUUACGCCGCAUUGAUUUUCAUAGCUUUCGCUACAAAUGCUGGAUGAGACCAGCCUGCGAUAUUUCUGGAACUGAUGAUGAAAGUAGCCAUUCCUCUUCUUCCACAUCUCUUGUUGAAGGCAGGAUGUACGGAUCAAGUACCGAGUCACACGUGAAGUUGUUCCUGAGUAGCCUAAAUGAGCUGGUAAAUAACAUGAUACGAUAUUGGAUCGGGGCAUAGACCAGCGUACUCGCGUAGCCAGCAUUUUAAGCUGUAUCAAUUCUGGUAUUGGUAUCGGAACAACUCUAAAGAAAUGAUGCUUAUUGACGAACUGAGUCAUGAGUUUGGGUUGCAAUGGAGGCUGAAUUGCUUUCAAGCAACAAGCUUACUUGUUGUUACUGAAGAGGAGAACAGUUCACAAUGAUGGCGAGAGCAGCAGUUCCUUCAUCCAGGAUGCUAUUUCAGAAACAUUCUUCUGUUCUGUUUUAUAUGCCACGCUACUCUAUCAUCCACUCUAGAUGUAUUUGUUUCUUCUAAUGUAUUUCAUUUCAAUGCGGUCCUGUCUGUUUGUUGAGCUGUCAAAAAAAUUCUGAUGAAUUCUAGUUCUCUUUUCUUUGGUAUUGUGUGAGGCUUCUGUACUGAAACAUUGCAACAGUUUGUAUUAUAAUGCCGAAAUCUGAAUAAUAUUUAAAUAAACCAUUUUCACAGAUGAAAUUCAAA
This is a messenger RNA of Anarrhichthys ocellatus (wolf-eel), 5196 nucleotides long. RefSeq names its product V-set and transmembrane domain containing 2A (gene vstm2a). The transcript has 5 exons. NCBI's taxonomy places the organism in Eukaryota, Metazoa, Chordata, Actinopteri, Perciformes, Anarhichadidae. Bases 392 to 1102 code for a protein of 236 amino acids. The record is from RefSeq and is a predicted model, not a curated record. Gene Ontology annotation, cellular component: membrane.